CCAAGUUACAUUUUUGCCAUGUGUUUGCUAGUGUUAGCAAUAAUCAGAAUAUUAUUAAUCAUGAUAACUGAUCAUUCUUCUCAUUAGAGUUGUAUUCAUUUAGUUUAAAACUCAAAGCAUUGGAUUUUCCAGGGUAAAAAGCUUGACUGAAAUUUCAGUAUAGUUUUUGCAAAAUACUCUCGAGUUACUGUUAUUUUGUAAAGGUGAGGUUAAUCGUUCGAACUAAUCUGAUAUCUAGCGGUUGACCAACUGAAUCACAGCUCUGACACCAAAUCCCCUGGUCUCCUACGCAUGCAAAUUGGCCAGUUUAACAAUUAUACGACUAAUGAAGAUAGUGUGUGUCUCCGGUAUGGAUUUAUUGUUCUGAAAAGAAGAACAUUUCCUUUCCAAUUGGUUAGGGAUUAUCUGGAGAAAAUUAGAAGUUUCAAACUCCCCUUUGAACUCUAUUUGAGAGGAUCAAUGCUGCGUUAGAUCGACGCAGGCGCCCAUCACUGCCCUCAACCGUAUAGCAUGGUAUAUAGCAGUUAACGUUAGGUGGCCUUGUCACUCGUAUAUCGUGAGGUUUCCAUUAUAGAUUUGUAGAAAACCUUAAUUAUCAGUUGUUAAAUAUAGUCAAUAUGUCUAGAAAUGGCUACUUCAUGUAUUUUGCUUUUGGAAGCAAUUUGUUGAAGGAACGGCUUCAGCUAAAAAAUCCGUCAGCGACAUUUUUCUCUACUGGUCGACUUAAGGAUUAUGUCCUGAGGUUUGGCUUGUGGGGAGAGAGGGUACAGUGCAGGUGGAACGGCGGAGUUGCCACCAUUGAGGAAAGCAAGGAGGCAGAGGUGUGGGGGGUGGUCUGGAAACUCAGCGAGGACAACCUUGACUCUCUGGAUAAACAGGAGGAGGUGUACAGUCCCCUGGAGGUUACCGUGGAGACAGAGAGUGGACUGUUGAUCUGUCGGACAUACCAAAUGAACAACUUCAGCGACUGCUUGCCCUCUCCCCAGUACAAACAGGUUCUGUGCCUGGGUGCCCAACAAAACGGCUUGCCAAUCCAGUACAUCAAGAAACUGCAAGACGUGGAGACCAACAACUACAGCGGGCCAUCAUCCAUCAUGGAUGAGAUCAAACUUGUGAUGAACUAGGCAGGGAUGUGCCUGAGAAGACUCAUGUUGGACGUCUAGGCAGAUGUCCCUUUCAGUGGACAUCACCCGGAAAUGGUGCUUUGCCACCACCACAGGCAAAUCAGUUUGCUUUCUCUUGAUUUGUUCUCGCCUCCUCCAAAACUGUUCUCAUAGGUUUAAAAAAAGAAAAGAAAAAUGUUUUAUGGGGGGAUCUGGUUGGACAUAAGUUGAACACUAGAGAAGGAAGAUGCUUUUUGUUCUAAUGAAUGAUCAACUGCACACAAAUCCAUUCAUAGUGACACAGACCCUCCAGACCUCUCAGGAUAUGGAUGGAGAAAUGAAUGUUGUAUAUAAGACUGGACUCCAUAAACUCCAUAAACAUAGACACCUUCUUGUACAGCUAAAGUUUAUUUUUUACAAUCAUCGGUGUCAAGUUGUACAGGAAAAAAUAACUCCAGUAGGAGCUCACAUAGGAGAAUUAACACCACUCCUAAUCCUUUUAGAGCACUGUCAUAAUUGCUUGUUUUUAUCCCUAAUAAUGUAAUUAUUAUCUAUUCAUGCAGACCACCUGUGCUUUAUCAGAAUAAAAGACACAGAUAAAACUAUAUCAUAGCAAAUUAAUGGUAUUUGGUAAAUUGAUAUAGUGGUAGACUGAUCCAUACUAGGACAUUUAAAUGCAUCAGUCAUUACAUCACCUGUUAUUAAAGUGUUCAGUGAUUUUCCUGCAGGUGUACAUAUCUUUGUUAUUAAUUUAUAAAACAAUGUAAUCUGCAGUGGUCUUUUUUUGAUUAAAUGACUAAGCACAAA
Molecule: messenger RNA, 1910 nt
Organism: Clupea harengus (Atlantic herring)
Lineage: Eukaryota; Metazoa; Chordata; Actinopteri; Clupeiformes; Clupeidae
Gene: ggcta
Product: gamma-glutamylcyclotransferase a
Molecular function (GO): gamma-glutamylcyclotransferase activity
Source: RefSeq, a predicted model, not a curated record